GAGGAAGGGAGAGGAAUAGUGACGAAGGUUAAAGCAGGGAGAUGAAUGCAUCUCAGGAAAAAAAUAUGAAUGAUCUAAUUCAACGUAAAUAUUAUAAGCAUAAAUAUGAUUGACUUGUUCACCAACAGAGAAUGCUGAAAUACAUGACAGAGAAACACUGAUAAGUGUGUGCAGAGUAAACUGGGCUCACCUAACAGAGUGAUGUCCUCUCCAGGAAUGGGCACCCACAGUGACCCUCUCUUGGCCAUCCCAGGAGGGAGGUCAUCAGAGAGGCCAUUGGGUACCACUAAUGACGGCCUCUGGAGGAGCUCCAUGUCCAAGACGGCCAGCUUCCCAUCGUCUACCACGCGCCUCUUGAGUCACCGUGCCAACAACUUCCAGACCCCGAAGUGUUGGAAGCUGAUCAGACCAUCUCCGCCCCCACCGCCCAACACCCCCUGCCCUCUGGAUCAGCUGGACCUCAGUGAGCUACCCCCCCGCCGCACCUUCCCAGAGCUGCUCUUCAAUGGCUGCGUCCUGUUUGGCAUAGAGUUCAGCUAUGCCAUGGAGACGGCCUAUGUCACCCCUGUCCUGCUACAGAUGGGUCUGCCAGACCAGUUCUACAGCCUGGUGUGGUUCACCAGUCCUAUAUUGGGAUUCCUUUUCCAGCCUCUCCUGGGAGCUUGGAGUGACCGCUGUACAUCCCACUUUGGCCGGCGGAGACCGUUUAUUUUGGCCUUGGCUAUAGGAGCUCUGCUUGGUUUAACACUGGUGCUGAAUGGGCGGGACAUUGGAGCUGCAGUGGCAGACACGGCAACCAAUCACAAGUGGGGCAUCAUACUGACUAUUUGUGGAGUGGUUCUGAUGGACUUCAGUGCGGACUCGGCAGAUAACCCCAGCCAUGCCUACAUGAUGGAUGUGUGCCUGCCAGAGGACCAGGAUCGUGGCCUCAAUAUUCAUGCACUACUGGCAGGUCUGGGUGGUGGAUUCGGGUACAUCGUGGGUGGAAUUAACUGGGACCACACUGAUUUCGGGAGAUCAAUGGGAGGUCAACUUCGAGUCAUAUACAUGUUCACCAGUGUCACUUUGGUCAUUUCCACAUGCAUGACCCUCAACAGCAUCCCCGAGCGGCCCCUGCCAAAGACGCAGCUUCAGAAGGGCUCUCUGAAGAGCCCCAGCCUCCCUCUCCCCCCCUCUCCCCCAGACCCUCAGGGGGCAGGGCUGGAAUUGGAGGAGGAAGAGGAAGUGACUGGGCUCAAUAGCUACCAGUUCUCUGAACCCCACCCCUCGAACCCUGACGCCAAUGCAUGCCUCUGUGCCAGCCUCACCAGCCCCAUCUCCCCCCUCAGCCCGCUCACUCCUAAAUAUGGCAGCUUUAUCAGUCGGGACAACUCUCUCACUGGCAUUAACGAGUUUGCCUCAUCCCUGGGAACCUCCUUUAUAGACAGUGUGCUCAUCGACUGCUACACUGGACAGCCAUCGCCACAGCCCCUUGACCCAGACACUGCAGCCCGACCCCUGCCUCCAGGGGACACCCUACCUCUCCAGGGAUCUCAGCCUGGAACAGGUUCACAGUCUGGAGCAGUAGCAGUGACCCUGGCUGGGGCAAGAUCCCGGGCCGAGGCAGGGGAGGCUCAGAUGGGGGGAGGGCCACAUCGAGGUUCAUCCGCUAGUAUCUUGAAGCGCCCUCAGAGCCUUGCGCUAGUGGAGGAGCCCAUGGUGACCCAGAGUGGAGGGAUGGAAAAUGGCCGCAGAAGAACAGUGACCUUCAGUCAGCAGGUGGCAAAUAUUCUGCUGAAUGGGGUGCGCUAUGAGAGUGAUCUGAGUGAAAAUGUGGAGACAGCAGAUUCACAGAUGUCAAUGAGGAUGCUGUGUAUCGCCAUCUACAGGAUGCCUCCAUCACUGCGCAGCCUCUGCACUAACCAUUUUUUGGGUUGGCUGUCCUUUGAGGGCAUGCUGCUGUUCUACACUGACUUCAUGGGGGAGGUAGUGUUCAAGGGAGACCCCAGAGCACCCCAUGACUCUGAGGCCUACCAACGCUACAAUGCUGGGGUCAGCAUGGGCUGCUGGGGCAUGUGCAUCUAUGCAUUCAGUGCUGCCUUUUACUCAGCCAUGUUGGAGAAGCUGGAGGAACGUUUCUCCCUCCGCUCUCUCUAUUUCUUUGCCUACCUGGUGUUUGGCCUUGGCACAGGCCUUGCUACGCUCUCCACCAACAUUUAUGUGGUGCUGUCUCUCUGUAUCACCUACGGGGUGCUAUUCUCCACUCUAUGCACGCUACCUUACUCUCUGCUGUGUGAAUACUACCAGAGCCUGCAGUUCUGUGGAUCGUCAAAAGAAGGCACCAGGAGAGGAAUGGGGGUGGACAUCUCUCUGCUCAGCUGCCAGUACUUCCUGGCUCAGAUCAUAGUGUCCGUGUCGAUGGGACCUCUGACCUCACUGGUAGGCGGGGCCCAGGGAGUGAUGUACUUUUCCAGCGUGAUGUCAUUCGUGGGCUGUCUGUACUCCUCCCUCUGCGUGGUGUACCAUCUGCCCCCGACUGAGGGAAGAGAAGUUGAAACGGGUGUGAUUCGGCAUUCCAUCGGAAACUGAACAGAAAAGAAGAACAACAAAUCUGUUGUUUGGUGGCAAGAAAUAAUUCAAGAAAAUACAUGUGAACUAUGCUAUCGAUGAUGGAGCUGGACAACUUUGAGGGAAGAAUUUUGGGUUCAUUUUCACCACUAGGGCACAUGCUUUAGUGUUUAGGCUUGUUUCACCACACUAUACCCAAACUGGCUCACUGGAGUGGUCCUCUCACAUUUGGGAUAGUUAUCCAGUCUCUUCACACACCACACUUAUUCACUGUCAUUAAUUUAGAUUCUAUACAGCUGAAAUAACAACAUUUCGUCUUCCAGGUUCACCAAGCAGCCAAUGAAAACAUUGGUGAAAUCAUAAUUACUUUUCAUAUUUUAUUUAUUUAAAUCUUGGACAGGGUAAAAUAGCUUGCUUGGCAUUGCUUGCCUUGGACAUCACAAUGUAAUUGACACUUUUUAAAUAAAUUGUCACAACUCAUUCCUGCGUGAGUCACCUAUAGCUGGUGAUGGCUCAGCGGAAUGUUGAUCAGGGUCUCCCACUAAAGCCUCCCUAACAGACUGGACACAUGCCAUGAUGAUGUCAUGUGUCUGACUGGUUUCUUGUGAGGACACAGGACCUGUAUGGAGGACCAGCAUGCUGUUACAACUUGCUUCAAUUCAACAAAAUAACAUGUCUUCUGAUGGUUCUUUUUCAUCCAUAAUUCCAAUAUUAUGUUAAUGUAACAGCUACUUAACCUCAGGGUAGAGUUCAAUUAAAAUAACAAUUUUCACUUUUUGGGGUGUUUUUUAUUUUAUUUAUUAAACUCACUUUAGCAUAGAAUUUCAAGUGUCUUAUAGGUUUUCUAUCUAUGCAGAUAAUUAUGUAUAUUAUAAGUGUCCUUUAUGAUCAGUUUACUUGAAAAUGUUGGUAUUAGACUUACAGCUAUUAUGUAUUUUGCAUUCAGACAUACAGCAUUAUGUAACCACUCUUUAUAACUGGUCACUGACCCGAAAACCUACAUUCACAUAACCAUGUGAUAACAGUUCUAUCAGAGUAGUGAUUGUCACCAAUCAACCCUGCCUGGAGUCAACCCACAAUACCAGUUUGUACCACUAGGUGGAGCUGUAAACUGCAUCAUCUCAGGAGGACAGUUCAAUGGAAAAAGCCAGAUGCUAAGAUUAUGAGUCCCUCCCUCUCCCAGUAACAACGAUCAGCUUGAGAAUUACUCCUGUUCCUCAAACUAAACCAUUCAUAUUCAGUCUUAUACUAAAUGAGGUCAACUGACAUCAAUGCUUACAUGGCUAGGACAAUUUUAACAAUUUAAUAAGAUAUACUUUCAGUUCAAACACUAGUAUCACAAUUGUAAUUUGGUUAUAACACUAAAAAGCUAUUCAGCAGCUUAUUUAAGAAUGGACGUGAAAAGCUACACUGAACUAUCAGUCUAUGCAAAAUUGGUAAAAAAUUGGUAAAAAGACAAGACUGAUUUAUUUAAUCAUCAAGAACCAGAAUAUACAAAGCAGUGGUCGAAGCAACCAAAUAGCAAUCAUGAAAUAUAACUGCACAAGAAGAGACUAAGAACACCAGGGUGGGAAUGGUAUUGAUAAAGACCGUUGUAGACACCAUUUCUGAGUCACCCAGACAUAACAUAAUAACCUAAAAUGAAA
This is a messenger RNA of Oncorhynchus nerka (sockeye salmon), 4193 nucleotides long. RefSeq names its product proton-associated sugar transporter A-like. Gene Ontology annotation, biological process: transmembrane transport. Gene Ontology annotation, cellular component: membrane. The record is from RefSeq and is a predicted model, not a curated record. Lineage: Eukaryota; Metazoa; Chordata; Actinopteri; Salmoniformes; Salmonidae. Gene Ontology annotation, molecular function: sucrose:proton symporter activity.